Messenger RNA from Naegleria lovaniensis, 960 nucleotides. RefSeq lists its product as uncharacterized. The transcript is spliced from 6 exons. NCBI's taxonomy places the organism in Eukaryota, Heterolobosea, Eutetramitea, Acrasida, Naegleriidae. Gene Ontology annotation, molecular function: cyclin-dependent protein serine/threonine kinase activity; ATP binding. Gene Ontology annotation, biological process: protein phosphorylation. Bases 1 to 960 code for a protein of 319 amino acids. Gene Ontology annotation, cellular component: nucleus. The record is from RefSeq and is a predicted model, not a curated record.
AUGUCUCUCAAUUCAUCAAUCAAUGGACAUGUCAAUUAUUUAAUGGAGAAUUAUACAAUCAUUGAAAAGAUUGGGGAAGGAACAUUUGGAGUCGUUUUAAAAGCAAAGAGAAAGGCAGAUGGUAAAGUUGUGGCCUUAAAGAAAAUAAGGAUUCGGAAGCAGGAAUAUGAAGAUUUUCCAAAGAAUGUGAUUCGGGAAGCAAAGAGUUUGCAGCAUGUUAAUCAUAAUAACGUGCUGAGGUUGUAUGAAGUGUUUGUGAAUGGGUCUUCGCUUGUGCUAUCGUUGGAAUACAUGAAAACUGAUUUAGCUAAGAUAAUUAAGUCUCAAAAAACGCCUUUUCAAGAGUCACACAUUAAAUGUAUCAUGUUAAUGUUGCUGAAAGGGUUAAACAACUGUCACACAAAUAAUAUUAUGCAUAGAGAUAUUAAACCAGCCAACUUAUUGUUCAACUCUUUGGGAGAGUUAAAACUAGGAGAUUUUGGAUUGGCAACGUUGUAUCUUGGUAACGAUCAGUCAUAUUCACAUCAAGUGGCUACACGAUGGUAUAGAGCUCCAGAAUUGUUGUAUGGUAGCAGAUCCUACAAUUAUAAAGUAGACAUUUGGGCAGCAGGUUGCGUCAUGGCAGAGUUAUAUAACUUAUCUCCUCUUUUUACAGGAGAGAAUGAUAUUGAUCAAUUGUAUAAAGUGUUGACAUUGCUUGGAGUGCCAUCUGAAACCACUUGGCCAGGAGUUUCGAAAUUACCUGAUUUUGGAAAAAUUACAUUUUCAAAGGUGAAGGUUAGAGCUCUAAGUGAGCUCAUCCCAAAUGCACCAGAAAUUGCAAUUGAUCUUAUGACGCACCUUCUUCAAUUUGAUGCCAGCAAGAGAUACAGUGCUCAAGAAGCUCUCAGACACCCUUACUUUUUUACGUCUCCGCUUCCUGCUGAUUAUUCAGAGCUUAAUAUCAGUGGCAAAUGUUAA